CCUGGCGCAUAAGUAGUACGCCAUUAUUGUCACACCACACCAAGGAAAAUACUAAUAGAUAGGCACCCACUGGCUACUAACAGCAACUAACGAUACGCCCAUGGCCGCCGCCGCCGUGCUGCCCCUCCUCCUUUUGCUGGCCGCCGCCUCGCCGGCGUCCGCGGUGGCGGGCGGCGACAAGCAGACGCACAUCAAGCUGUACUGGCACGACGUGCUGAGCGGUGCGAGCCCGACGGCGGUGCGGGUGGCGAGCGCCGCCGUCACCAACACCUCCAAGACGAGCUUCGGCGCCGUGGUGGUGAUCGACGACCCGCUCACCGAGGGCCCCGACCUCAACUCCUCCACCACGCCCCUCGGCCGCGCCCAGGGCACCUACAUCUCCGCCGGCAAGGACGAGGUGGCCCUGCUCAUGAACAUGAACUUCGUCUUCCAGGCCGGCGCCUACAACGGCAGCACCGUCGCCAUCAUGGGCCGGAACCCGGUGUUCGACUCCGUCCGGGAGAUGGCCGUCGUCGGCGGCACCGGCGUGUUCAGGAUGGCGCGAGGCUACGCGCAGGCACGGACGCACACACUCGAUCUCAACACCGGCGACGCCACCGUCGAGUACAACCUCUACAUCAACCACUGAUCAUGCUUCCGAGUGCUCUGCUCUGUUCCAUCCAUCGUGCGCAGCAGUAAUACAAUACAGGCUUUGAUUUGUGCUUUAGUUUGGGGGCAUGAACGAAUUUUAUAUUCAUAAUUCAUGGGAGAAGAAUCAAGCUCGAAUUCCUAGAUUUUCCCUAUUUUUUUGUGCGGAUUUGGUGAACAUAAAUAAAGAAUAAUCCCUUGGCUACAAA
Molecule: messenger RNA, 836 nt
Organism: Panicum virgatum (switchgrass)
Lineage: Eukaryota; Viridiplantae; Streptophyta; Magnoliopsida; Poales; Poaceae
Product: dirigent protein 22-like
Exons: 1
Coding region: 101-628 (175 amino acids)
Source: RefSeq, a predicted model, not a curated record